This is a messenger RNA of Macadamia integrifolia, 4763 nucleotides long. Its product is annotated as DEAD-box ATP-dependent RNA helicase 20-like. Gene Ontology annotation, molecular function: ATP binding; RNA binding; RNA helicase activity. The record is from RefSeq and is a predicted model, not a curated record. Bases 219 to 1862 code for a protein of 547 amino acids. Lineage: Eukaryota; Viridiplantae; Streptophyta; Magnoliopsida; Proteales; Proteaceae. The transcript has 8 exons.
GUCACAGAAGUCGGAUCCCCCUUUGUAAAUUUAAUUUCUUCUGGUGGAAUCGAAGCAGCAACACUCGUCGUCGACAGGGCAAGGGUUUUAAAGCGAGACCUCUCUCGUCACCCUGUUUGAAAUUGAGCGCCGUAUUUCGAGGUAAACAAGAUCCUUACGCCUUUAGCCCCCUACCAUUCCCUCGUCAGCCAGCGGACAGUUGUUCUUUACGACCUUCAAUGGCGGCGAUGACGAACCCUUGCGAUUCCAGAUAUUCUGAUCCUAACUCUUAUAGGGAGAGGAGAAGUGGCCUAAUGUCGCCACAGCGAUCGAUAGCACCCACGAUGGGGGGAGUAGGUGGUGGAUCUCCUUCAGCUUUCGCCAGCGGAAGAGGGGGUGGAGGGGUUGGGGCCGCUGCCAGCAGGCCGGGUGGGUUUGACAGGUUUCCGACCUUCCAACCUGGCGUCGGCAGAGCGUUUUCUGUUGGCCAAGGUGGUGGAGAACGUGGAGGUAGGGUUUCCUAUCCAGACCGUGGUGGCAGUGGUAUUAGAGGAGGCAGGGAUAGAGGACGUGGACGUGGCGAUAUAAGGGGUCGCGGUGGUGGCAGAGGUUUCGAUGCGGGACGUGGUGGAGGUAGAGCGAGCUUCGGUUGUGGUGGAGGUAGAGGUAGAGACGGUGGGAAUUCCAGAGGGGAUUUGAACAGCAUUGCUCUUCCGAACCAGGAUUUUGGAGGCUUGGUACCGUUUGAGAAAAAUUUUUACGUAGAGAGCCCUGAAGUUCAGGCAAUGACGGAGCAAGAGGUUGGGCUGUACCGUGCAAGGCGUGAGAUCACCGUUGAAGGCUACGAUGUCCCCAAGCCGAUCAGACUAUUUAAUGAGGCGAAUUUUCCGGCGUACUGCCUCGAGGUGAUAGCCAAACUGGGGUUUGUUGAACCUACGCCCAUUCAAUCUCAAGGAUGGCCGAUGGCUUUAAAAGGUAGAGAUUUGAUGGGUGUUGCGGAGACGGGUUCUGGUAAGACGUUGGCAUAUCUGUUGCCUGCGUUAAUACAUGUCAGUGCACAGCCCCGAUUGGUACGAGGUGAAGGACCCAUCGUAUUGGUUUUAGCUCCUACAAGAGAAUUGGCUGUUCAGAUACGAGAAGAAGCUGCCAAAUUCGCUUCACAUUCACAUAUCAGAAGGACUUGCAUAUAUGGUGGUGCCCCUAAGGGGCCACAGAUUCGUGAUCUCCAAGCAGGGGUUGAGAUUGUCAUUGCAACACCUGGUCGAUUGAUUGAUAUGUUGGAAGCUCAAAAUACCAACUUACGGAGAGUAACAUACCUGGUUUUGGAUGAGGCUGACCGAAUGUUAGACAUGGGUUUUGAACCACAGAUCCGGAAAAUUGUAUCCCAAAUUCGGCCAGAUAGACAGACCUUAUAUUGGAGUGCUACAUGGCCCAGGCAGGUGGAGGCCUUGGCUAGGCAGUUCUUAUGUAAUCCCUACAAGGUCAUCAUUGGAUCUCCGAAUUUGAAGGCAAAUCAAUCUAUAAACCAGGUUGUUGAGGUUAUGACAGAGAUGGAAAAGUAUAAUAGGCUGAUCAAACUGCUUACAGAAAUGAUGGAUGGAAGCCGAAUCAUUGUAUUUCUGCAGACAAAAAAAGGAUGUGAUAAGGUCACACGGCAACUGAGGAUGGAUGGAUGGCCAGCUCUAUCCAUCCAUGGUGAUAAAAACCAGGCUGAAAGGGAUCGGGUUCUAUCUGCGUUCAAAAGUGGUAGAAGUCCUAUAAUGACUGCCACUGAUGUAGCUGCACGUGGUCUUGGUAGGAUCACUAUGUGUUUGGGUGUCUUACUUGUCUUCAUUAUGUCUGUUCGUGAGUCGGUAGGCUGCUGUCCAGUUUCCCAAAUGUAAUGUUGUUUGGUGGGUGAGGGGAAUCCAUAUCAUAUAGAGAUUAUAUAACUCAGCCUUAUCUGAACUAUAUGGGGUCAGCUAUAUAGAUACUUAUCCUCCAAUCAGCUUUGUUUGAUGUCAUACUUGAUACAAGGUCUAAGUUAUGCAUGUCUUUCCUCACUUCUCCGAAAGUCAUUUUAUGCUUCCCCUGGCUCUUUUUCCUUCUUUAAUCUGAAUCAAAUCACUCCUCCAUACUGGAGCAUCUAAAGGCCUCUGUUGAGUAUGAUCAUGACACCUCAAGAGAAUUUCUCAUAGCUUAUCAUGUAUCAAAGCUACUCCCAAAUCAGCUCUAAUAUGAUCAUUUCUUACGUUAUCCUUUAUAGUUUUGUCACACAUCCAUUUCAACAUCCUCAUCUCAGCUACAUUGAGUUUAUCUAUAUGAUACUUCUUAGCUGCCCAACAUUUUUGCACCAUAUAUAUGAUUGUGCAAAAUAACAUUUCUACAUCAUAUGACAGCCGGUCGUAUGACUAUCCUUUAGUUUUAAAGGAAUACGUCAAUCACACAAAACGCACCUCUCCACUUAAUCCUUCUAACUUUAUUCUUUGUGAGGCAUCAUCCUCUGUAUCACCUUUUUUUAUUGAUGAUUAAGCCUAGAUAGUUAAAAUAAUCAUUUUGCGGAAUCUCCCUUCCGUCAAUUUUCACCACCUCAUUAUCCGUCCUAGCGUAAAUAAAGCUACACCACUAUAUACUCCGUUUUAAUUCUACUCAUCUUAAACCUUUUGAUUCCAAGGUUGAUCUCUGUAACUCUAACUUGGCAAAAGAUCCUUGCUUUUGUCUCAUAUGCAAAAACAAUAUCAUCUGUAGAAAAACGUAUACCAAGGACCCUCAUCUUGAUUGUCUUUGCUUAAGUCAUCUAUAAUAAGUGCAAAUAAAUAAGGGCUUAAAGUUGAUCCUUGAUGUUAUCCAAUUGUAAUUGAGAAUUAAUUAGCUUGACCCUUGCAUAGUUCUUACACACCAUUAUACAUAUCUUUAAUUAUGUCCACAUAUUUUUUUGAAACACUCAUCUUUUCUAGUACUUGUUAGAUUAACUCUCUUGAGACUUUUUCAUAAGAUUUUUCUAGGUUAAUAUGAAGAUCCUUUUUGCAAUCUCUAAAUCUUUUUGAGUCUCCAAAAUAAGUACAUAGCUUAUGUCGUGGAACUUUUUGGCAAAAAACCAAAUGGGUUCUCUUAUAAUAUAGUUUUUUUUUUGUCUCAAGUGAGUUUCAUUUACUAUUUUCUAUAAUUUCAUAGUAUGACUCGUUAGUUUUUUGUCUCUAUAGUUAUUGUAGCUCUGAAUAUCACCCUUUUUUUUAUAAAUUGGAACCUCGACGCUUCUCUUUCAUUUGCUCAUAAUCUUAUUAAACAGCUUGUGUAGCCAAGAUAAACUUUAGAUUCCUAAACUCUUCCGCAUUUCUAUUGGGACCGUAUUUGGAUCUUGUGCCUUGCGGUCUUGCCUACUUUCAUCCUCUUUUGAGCUUCUUUUACUUUAAGCUUCCUAAUUUUUACGUAUAUUUUUAUGACGUGGUAUUUUGAUAGGUAAUAUAGCUUUUGGGACAAUAUUACUCAAAAUGUCUUCAUUUAGUAGGUGUUAGAAGUAAUCUUUGCUUCUCUCCUUAAUGUUUACAUCGCUUAUUAUUACUUUAUCAUCUUCACUUUUAAUACAUCUUACAUGGUCAUAAACUCUACUCUUCUUUUUUCUCAUUUUAGUUAUUUAAUGGAUAAUUUUUUCUUUCCCUUGUGCUCAGAUUGCUAUAAACAUCUUCAUAUUUCUUCGCUCUUGUUUUUUCCACAAUAUUUUUAGCUUUAUUUUUUGUUAUGUUAUACCUUUUUAGAUCCUAUACAUCCUUUGUCCUUUCAAACAACAACAAACUCAACCUUACCCCAAUUAAAUGGGGUGGGCUAUAUGGAUCCGUUUAAAAUAAAUUAGGGAAAACUAAUGUCCGCAGAAAUGAAUGCUUUUUUAGAUCCUCUACAUCGUUGGUCCUUUUCCAUGUCUUAAAACUAACUUUGUUAGCCUUAAUGGCUGCUUGAACCUCAUCAUCCCACCACCCAAGUCUCCCUAGAGGAAUGACGUUCUCCUUUUGAUUUUCCUAAGACAUCUUUAACAACCUUCUUAAUGCAAGCAAUCAUCAUGUUUUACAUCAUAUUAGUGUCUCCAUCGAAGUCCCACUUUCCUUUUUUAACCAAUAUAUCAGAAAAUGAUUCUAAAAUACCUCCUUUUAAGUUCCACCACCUUAUCCUAAGGUCAAAUUAGCUUACAUUUCUUACGAUUUGGUGUAAUGAGACAUUCACCAUGACCACUAAUUUAUUUUGAGUGGGUGGGCUCUCCCUUGAUAUAACCUUCUAGUUAGAAAGAAAUCUAUUUGGCUACUGUGGUGCCCACUUCUAAAGGUAAUUGUAAUGCUCCUCUCUUUUCAAAGUAUGUGUUCACAAUUGAGAAAUCAUAACACAAUGUAAAAUUAAAGUCUCUUCAUUACUUUCUCCAAAAUCAUAUCCUCCAUGUACACCUUCAUAGCCUCUACAACCUCUCCCAAUAUGUCCAUUCAGGUCACCCCUAAUUAAUAUUAUCCCUUGGCUAAAACCUUGCAUUAAUUCGUUCAUGUGUUCCCAAAUGUAACUUACAACUUUCAUCCAAUCCUACUUGGGGUGCGUAAACAAUAAAUUCUAUUUACAAUCCUUUCUCCAACACAAGUUUGAUGGAUGUAAUCCUAUCACCAAAUCUUUUACCAUCCAACAUAGCAUUCCUUAAAUUUUUACCCACUACUAUGCCCUCUCCACUUUUAUUACUUUUAUCCCUUGUAUACUAAAGUGUAAAGCCAUCCAACUCGGCUUUUUGACCCUUCCAUCUGGUUUUUUGAAGAAUACAAGCUAUGUUAAUCCUU